CUACAUUCGAUCAGCGGCCCUUAAGCGAUGUCUUUAAUCAGGUCAUAAGAGUAGACAUAGGAAUACAGUAGCAAGUUGGAUGCCUGUGACGGGAAUCCAGGAAUCCUUCUCGGGCCACGGAGGAGCCUUUUGCACUUGCAGCCCGUGUGCCGUGUUCACACGUGACGUGACACGGGUUUUCCGAGCGGGCGCGGAAGCACAAGCACUGCAACCACAUCCCCCGUAGGCCGUGAAGGUUUCCCAUCCAUUGGCAUGCCAAGCCGAUUUUCGGUGCAAAUCCUGUUUGCAAAAGGCGGCCGAGGUAGGAUUGAUUUUGUCUCGCGGCUUUUGUUGCUACGCCCGGGGGCGGCUUGGGCGCGGGGCCUGGGUGAAUCUUCCAGCCUUUCCUCUGAGGGCGGGGCGCGGUUUGGCCACACAGGCGAGGAGGCGGCGGCGGCGGCUCGAUGCGGGGCGAGGAGGCGAGGCACGUUCAGCACCAAGAUCAGCAGCCCAGACCGCGCCGAAGCUAGAAACCCUGAAGAUAUGUUGCUAGGGGAAAUCUCCAAAGACCUCUUGACCAGGCCACUGACACGGAAUGAAGUAUUCACUGUUCUUCUCCGUCUGACCAUCUUUGGGGCUGCCACUUACUUCAGCAUAAAAUGGGUAUCGGAUGCCCUGGAUCCAACCCGGAAGCAAAGGACACAGCUAAAGAAAAAGGCAGAAUGCUUGUUGAAGCAGAUCGGAGUGGAAGGAGUGAAGCUGAGUGAACAUGAGAUGAACAUUGCAGCUCUCUUGGUGGAUCCAAAGGACAUAAAGGUCACCUGGAAGGACAUUGCAGGCUUGGAUGAGGUGGUGAGUGAACUCCGGGACACGGUGAUCCUGCCUUUCCAGUGGAGGCACUUGUUUCAUCACUCCAGGCUCUGCCAGCCUCCAAGAGGUGUCUUACUCUAUGGCCCUCCGGGUUGCGGCAAAACCCUUCUCGCCAAAGCAACGGCCCAGGCAUCUGGAUGCAGGUUCAUAAACCUGCAAGCAUCAACCCUGACAGACAAAUGGUACGGAGAAUCACAGAAGCUCACAGCUGCAGUUUUCUCACUGGCAAGCAAGAUCCAACCCUGCAUCAUCUUUAUAGAUGAAAUAGAUGCCUUCCUGAGGAACCGCUCAGAUGCUGAUCACGAAGCCACCGCUAUGAUGAAGGCAGAGUUCAUGAGCCUUUGGGAUGGGCUGGAAACAGAACCCAAUUGCCAGGUCAUGGUGCUAGGAGCGAGCAAUAGGCCCCAAGAUGUGGAUCCUGCCAUCCUGAGGAGGAUGCCCACAACCUUCCAGAUUGGCCUGCCUACACAAAGGCAACGGCAGGAUAUUCUGAGGCUCAUCCUUGCUGGAGAAAACAUGAGCAAUGCUGUGAACCUGAAGGAGCUGGCUGAGAAAACAGGUGGUUAUUCAGGCAGUGACCUACGGGAAUUGUGCCGGGACGCUGCCACAUACCGUGUGCGUGAUUAUGUCCGAAAGCAACAGAUGAAGCAGAUUGCCUGGAUGUUCCAAGAGGAAGACAGUGACAGUGAUGAGGAAGAGAAACGGUUGCGGCCACUGACCCAGCUUGACUUGUUGAUUGCCCUGGAGAAGAUGAGGGAGUCCAAGGGUGCCUCAACGGCCACGCCAGCACUGAAGGAACCAGCUUUGGACUGACCUGCCAGCCCUCAUAGCCUGGACACCGAAGAUAAUCAACCAAGUUGUGGGGGUGAUGGGGUGAAGGUCACACCGACAAUUAUUGGCAUUUCCCCUAGACUAGAAGCAAAAGCUGUUGGGGAAGGCAAUGGAGGAACUUGAAUAUAUGUCAAAAAAGUAGCUUAAGGAAUUAACCAAGUGGAAGGUUGUUCACUUCUGUUUCAUACGUGGGGGAAAUGUCACAGGUUUUCCACAGGUUGCAGGGCAGGAAGUCUUGCCAGACAAGCGAAGCGAAGCAACCCAAUAAAGCAGCCUCACAGAAUUUGGAGAUUUAUUGUCUGGUUGAGUAGCAAACUGUACUUAUAAAAGCAAUCUAAUAAUCAAAAUGGGCAUUAAAAACAAAUGCAGCAAGAA
Hemicordylus capensis (graceful crag lizard) is the source of this 2055-nucleotide messenger RNA. Its product is annotated as outer mitochondrial transmembrane helix translocase-like. Lineage: Eukaryota; Metazoa; Chordata; Lepidosauria; Squamata; Cordylidae. The coding region runs from base 253 to 1662 and encodes 469 amino acids. The transcript has 10 exons. Gene Ontology annotation, cellular component: mitochondrial outer membrane. The record is from RefSeq and is a predicted model, not a curated record. Gene Ontology annotation, molecular function: ATP hydrolysis activity; ATP binding.